GACAGAUGAAUGAAGACUGCCUACACUAACGCCUAUCGAUGCCUGGCCAAGGACCUGGACGCGUACGCCAUGAACCCGGACAUGACAAUGGACGGCCUCGGCAGCCUCCACGGCGGGGUGGCCCCUGACGCGGAGCUGAUGAGCGGCGGCUCUUCGGGCCUCCGGAUCCACCAGGACCUGGCGCCGCGGCCGGCCAUGGUGUCCGGGAUGAUCCUGGAGGGCAGCGGGGAGUACCGUCCGGAGCUGUCGCUGCCGCUGCACCACGCCAUGAGCGUCCCGUGCGACGCGACGUCCCCCGGGAUGAGCGGCACCUACACCACGCUGACCCCGCUCCAGCCGCUGCCGCCCAUCUCCACCGUGUCCGACAAGUUCCACCAUCACCACCACCACCACCACCACCAGCGGCUGCCCGGGAACGUCAGCGGGAGCUUCACCCUGAUGCGGGACGAGCGCGGGCUGCCGGGGAUGAACAACAUCUACAGCCCGUAUAAGGACCACAUGUCCGGGAUGGGUCAGAGCCUGUCCCCGGUGCUGGGUAACGGCCUCGGCUCCAUCCACAGCACCCAGCAGGGGCUCCACAACUACGGCUCCAGCUCGCACGCAACCCACGACAAGAUGCUGAACUUCGACCACCAGCACCGAGGGCUCGGUGGCCCGCCGGCCGGGAUGAUGCCGCACCUGAACGGGAUGCACCACCCGGGCCACCACCCCCACCCGCACCUCCAGUCGCCGUCGCACGGGCCGGUGUUGGCGUCCACGCGGGAGCGACCGCCGUCCUCCUCGGGGACGCAGGGGGGCGGCGGGUCGGGGCAGCUGGAGGAGAUCAACACCAAGGAGGUGGCGCAGAGGAUCACCGCGGAGCUGAAGAGGUACAGCAUCCCGCAGGCCAUCUUCGCCCAGCGGGUGCUGUGCCGCUCGCAGGGGACGCUGUCCGACCUGCUGCGGAACCCCAAGCCCUGGAGUAAACUAAAGUCCGGCCGGGAGACGUUCCGGAGGAUGUGGAAGUGGCUGCAGGAGCCCGAGUUCCAGCGGAUGUCGGCGCUCAGACUGGCAGCAUGCAAGCGGAAGGAGCAGGACACGGGGAAGGAUCGCAACAACACACCAAAGAAGUCGCGGCUGGUCUUCACCGACCUGCAGCGGCGCACCCUGCUGGCCAUCUUCAAGGAGAACAAGCGGCCGUCCAAAGAGAUGCAGCUCACCAUCUCGCAGCAGCUGGGCCUCGAACUCACCACAGUCAGCAACUUCUUCAUGAACGCCCGCCGCCGCAGCCUGGACAAAUGGACAGACGACGGCGCCAGCCCCGGCGGCCAGUCCUCGGCGUCCAGCACUUGUACCAAAGCAUGAUAGAAGACRGGGAGCCGGAAAAACGGAGAUACGGGGACAAACCGGGGUCAGGGGGGGUCAAGGUUUCGUCCGGUUGAAGCGAAACUUAAACUUUUUACACGAUUUUCUUUUUUUCCUUUCCUUGAGGGUACAAACAGAGAGAGGGGCUGCUCACUGCCACGACUUGUAGCCAAAUCGCCUUCUGCAAAUUUAUCGUAAACAUAAAGAAAGCUGGAGGGUAAACUCAUUAAAAACAUACAAAACCUCACUUUGGAGGGGAAAACCUUCUAAAUCUUCAACUGUCCACCGCUGAUGUCUCCUUUAGGCUGACACACUAGCCCAAAAACCAAAGACUAGAAGACAAUGUGUGUUUUCUAUUAUGCAAUAUAAGCUAGGAAACAACCAAACACGAAACCAAGGACAGCUUUAUGACUGCAGAAUGUGAGAGACGCUCUGGGACGUUUUCUCUUCUGUUCUCCUCAACGGUCCAAUCAGGAGUUGGGUUUCAGUUCAACAGUUCAAGCAAUAGACAGUUUGGGUCUGAGGGGACUUGAACUUUCACCAAACCAAAGAUAGACGAUAGUUUUCACCUUAACGACAAUUCUUCACCUCAAAAUCAGCGUUCAGAUUUGACUCUUUAAAGAAGGUGGUGCCGAAAUAUGCAAGCACAAACAUUCAUGGGACGACCMMACAACRUUCAGCUCGAGCUUCAUCAGAACCCUUAGCGUUAGGUUAGGUGGUAUAAACUACAUGUGAGUGAGCACAAUCUUGAAGCACAUUUUCUUUGCAAUAGAACCGGAGCCGACGGCCGACCCGAGUGGGCUUCGCAUCUUAGAAAACUCAGGAUGCCAUUUAUUUUCUAAACAGUGGCUGAAGUCCAUUCGGUGCGCGUCACAAACACGCCGUGAAGUCCUCAAACGCAUCCAGAGAUGGUUUCUGAAGUAAAACACAACUUUAAAGAGUCAUUUCCUAAAUGUUCCCCGUUAACUACAGGCUAACGCUAGCUUACCAUCGCAGCAUCAUUCAGGGAAGUGAUGGCAGCUCCUCCCACCAAUCACCACAGCAGAAUUAAACAUUCCCGAACCAUUUUGCUAAAGCAAAACUGAAAUUUGUGAAACAAGAUUGUCUGAGUCAUCUAACUUACUCUUAUGAACUGGUUUCCAACUGCAGAUUAGAGAUAUUUAUGUAAGAUUCUGACUGCCAUCACAAAGAAAACCAGUAAAAACACAACYAGUACGAACGGUAAACCACCUGGACCCAACGGAGGACUGACCAGCCAGGCAGAUCAGGGCCUUUGUAAUAGUUAAAGAGGACAAUCUAAAGACGAUGCCUGGCCGGUCCGUCCCUCCUGAGGGUCAGUGGAAACCAGAAAACGGCUCCCAAAGCUGCAACUAACUCAUUUAAAUGGUCGUCAGCCAUAAAUUCAGCAGAUUGGUCCAAAUACCAACAACCUCAAGAAAACCCGUUUCAGACGUCUGUCCAUCCGUCCAUCACCUCAUCAAUCAUCUUUCACUCAAGCUAUUAAACCAAAAAAUGAAACCAAACCAAAGCAAAGGCGUCAGUCAGCAGCCCCUGCUCCUUUCCAAACCCAGGCUGGAGAUUUCGGCCUGGUUAGAGGCAGCCAAAGGCUUUAAGAACAUUUUAAGAUAAAAAAAAUGGACACUUGAGACUUUUUCUAUUUAUUAACAAAUCGAAACCAAAGAA
Molecule: messenger RNA, 3027 nt
Organism: Poecilia reticulata (guppy)
Lineage: Eukaryota; Metazoa; Chordata; Actinopteri; Cyprinodontiformes; Poeciliidae
Gene: onecut2
Product: one cut homeobox 2
Biological process (GO): regulation of transcription by RNA polymerase II
Cellular component (GO): nucleus
Molecular function (GO): DNA-binding transcription factor activity, RNA polymerase II-specific; RNA polymerase II cis-regulatory region sequence-specific DNA binding
Source: RefSeq, a predicted model, not a curated record